Messenger RNA from Cuculus canorus (common cuckoo), 15130 nucleotides. RefSeq names its product ryanodine receptor 1 (gene RYR1). Gene Ontology annotation, cellular component: Z disc; smooth endoplasmic reticulum; sarcolemma. The transcript is spliced from 104 exons. Gene Ontology annotation, molecular function: protein binding; ryanodine-sensitive calcium-release channel activity. Bases 163 to 15093 code for a protein of 4976 amino acids. Lineage: Eukaryota; Metazoa; Chordata; Aves; Cuculiformes; Cuculidae. Gene Ontology annotation, biological process: intracellular calcium ion homeostasis; calcium ion transmembrane transport. The record is from RefSeq and is a predicted model, not a curated record.
GGGGGGGGGGGGGCAGAGGGACACGAGCAGAGGCGGCGGCGACAUCGGGGACCCCCCCGGGACCCCCCAAAAAAACACCUUGGACCCCCGGGACACCCCAAUACCGUGCCCCCCAGUAAGGGGUCCCAGUGCUCCCAGUAAGGGGUCCCAGUGCUCCCAGUCAUGGCCGAGGGCGACGGUGAGGAUGAUGUCCAGUUCCUGCGGACGGAGGACGAGGUGGUGCUGCAGUGUACGACGACGCUGCUGAAGGAGCAGCUCAAGCUCUGCCUUUCGGCUGAGGGUUUCGGCAACCGUUUGUGCAACCUCGAACCCACCUCCAACGCUCAGAAUGUGCCCCCCGACUUGGCCGGCUGCUGUUUCGUGCUGGAGCAGUCGCUGUCGGUGCGAGCGCUGCAGGAGAUGUUGGCGAACACCUCGGAAUUGGGGGGCGAGUCAUCGCAGGGCGGGGGGCACCGAACGCUGCUCUACGGCCACGCCAUCCUCCUGCGGCACUGCCACAGCGGAAUGUAUCUGAGCUGCCUCACCACCUCCCGUUCCGUCACCGACAAACUCGCCUUCGAUGUGGGGCUGCGGCGCGACAGCACCGGGGAGGCGUGUUGGUGGACGAUGCACCCCGCGUCCAAACAGCGCUCCGAGGGGGAGAAGGUCCGAGUGGGCGACGACCUCAUCCUCGUCAGCGUCUCCUCCGAACGCUACCUGCACCUCUCCACCGCCUCCGGAGAGCUCCAGGCCGACGCCUCUUUCAUGCAAACCCUUUGGAAUAUGAACCCCAUUUGCUCCGGCUCCGAAGAGGGUUACGUCACGGGCGGCCACGUCCUUCGCCUCUUCCACGGCCACAUGGACGAGUGUUUGACCACCUCUGCGCCCGAGCAGGGGGAGGAACGCAGCAGCGUCGUCAGCUACGAGGGAGGCGCCGUCUGCGCCCACGCCAGAUCCCUGUGGCGCCUCGAGACGCUGAGGAUCAGCUGGAGCGGGAGCCACCUGCGUUGGGGACAGCCGUUCCGCCUGCGCCACGUCACCACGGGACGGUACCUGGCGCUGACGGAGGACAAGGGCCUGGCCGUGGUGGAGGCGGCCAACGCCAACACCCGCGCCUCCGCCUUCUGCUUCCGCGCCUCCAAGGAGAAGCUGGAGGUGGUGGCCAAGCGGGACGUGGAGGGGAUGGGACCCCCCGAGAUCAAGUACGGGGAGUCGCUCUGCUUCGUGCAGCACGUGGCCAGCGGGCUCUGGCUCACCUACGCCGCCGCCGACACCAAGGCCAUGCGCCUCGGGAUGCUCAAGAGGAAGGCCAUGCUGCACCAGGAGGGCCACAUGGACGAUGCGCUGUCGCUCACGCGCUCGCAGCAUCAGGAGUCGCAGGCGGCGCGGAUCAUCUACAGCACGGCCGGGCUCUUCGGGGUCUUCAUCAGGAGCCUCGAUGGUUUGGGCCGCGGCGCUCGCGGGGCGCCGCCCCCCCCUCUGCCGCUCUCCGCCGUCGCCCUCAGCCUCCAGGACCUCAUCGAGUACUUCCAACCGCCCCCGGCGGAGCUGCAGCACGAGCGGAGGCAGAGCCGCCUCCGAGCCCUCCGCAGCAGACAGAACCUCUUCCAGCAGGAGGGUAUGGUGGCGCUGGUCCUGACCUGCAUCGACCGCCUCAACGUCUUCAGCACAGCCGCGCACUUCGCUGAGUUCGCGGGCGAGGAGGCGGCCGCCAGCUGGAAGAAGAUCCUCAACCUCCUCUACGAGCUCCUCGCGUCCCUGAUCCGUGGGAACCGCGCCAACUGCGCCCUCUUCUCCACCAACCUGGACUGGGUGGUCAGCAAACUGGACCGCCUGGAGGCCUCCUCGGGCAUCCUGGAGGUCCUCUACUGCGUCCUGAUCGAGAGCCCCGAGGUGCUCAACAUCAUCCAGGAGAACCACAUCAAGUCCAUCAUCUCCCUCCUGGACAAGCACGGCCGCAACCACAAGGUGUUGGAUGUCCUCUGCUCCCUCUGCGUCUGCAACGCGGUGGCCGUGCGCUCCAACCAGAACCUCAUCACCGAGAACCUUCUGCCCCGACGGGACCUCCUGCUCCAGACCCAGAUGGUCAACUAUGUCACCUGCAUUCGCCCCAACCUGUUUGUGGGGACGGGCGUGGGCUCCACGCAGUUCCCGCGGUGGUACUUCGAGGUGGCGGUGGAGCGGGCGGAGGGUCCCCACCUGCGGGUGGGGUGGGCGGCGGCCGCGGGGUUCAGCCCCUCCCCGGGCGGCGGCGAAGGUUGGGGCGCCAACGGCGUCGGGGACGACCUCUGCUCCUUCGCCUUCGACGGGAGGCACCUCUGGACCGGGGGUCUCCCCCGGCCGGUGGUGUCCCCGCAGCGCCGGGCGCUGGCGGGGGGGGACGUGGUGAGCUGCUGCCUGGACCUGGGGGUGCCGAGCGCCUCCUUCCGCAUCAACGGGGGCCCCGUCCAGGGCGUCCUCGAGGCCUUCAACCUCGACAGCCUCUUCUCGCCCGUCGCCAGCUUCUCCCACGGCGUCAGGCUGCGGUUCCUGCUGGGGGGUCGCCACGGGGAGUUCCGUUUCGUGCCCCCCCCCGGGUACUCCCCCUGCGCUCAGGCGCUGCUGCCCCGCGAGCGUCUGCGCCUCGAACCCAUCAAAGCGUAUCGGGGUGAGGGCCCCCCCGGAACCCGCAGCCUCGUGGGCCCCACAGUGCCUCUGCCCCACACCGCCUUCAUCCCCUGCCCCGUCGACACCGUCCAGAUCGUGCUGCCCCCCCACCUGGAGCGCAUCCGCGAGAAACUGGCGGAGAACAUCCACGAACUUUGGGCGCUGACACGGAUCGAGCAGGGGUGGAGCUACGGACCCAUCCGGGAUGACGUGCGACGCCUCCACCCGUGUCUGCUGAGCUUCCAAAGUCUCCCCGACCCCGAGCGCAGCUACAACCUCCAGAUGUCGGGGGAGACCCUCAAGACCCUCCUGGCUCUUGGUUGCCACGUGGGAAUGGCGGAUGAGAAAGCGGAGGAGAACCUCAAGAAGGUCAAACUGCCCAAAACGUACACUAUGUCCAACGGCUACAAACCGGCGCCGCUGGACCUGGCGCACGUCAAGCUGACGCCGGCGCAGUUGACGUUGGUCGAUCGUUUGGCCGAGAACAGCCACAACGUUUGGGCCCGAGACCGCGUCCAGCAGGGAUGGACCUACAGCACCGUCCAGGACAUCAAGAACAAGAGGAACCCUCGCCUGGUGCCGUACCACCUCCUGGACGAGAGGACCAAACAGACCAACCGCGACAGCCUCUGCCAGGCCGUGAGGACCCUGCUGGGCUACGGCUACAACAUCGAACCCCCCGACCAGGAGAGCCCGGCGCAGGGAGUGCCGCGCGGCGCCGGCGAUCGCUCGCGGCUCUUCCGUGCCGAGCGCGGCGCCGCCGUCCGCGCGGGGAAGUGGUACUUCGAGUUCGAGGUGCGGACGACGGGGGAGAUGCGCGUGGGGUGGGCGCGGCCCGACGUGCGCCCCGACACCGACCUCGGCGCCGACGACCGCGCCUACGCCUUCAACGGACACCGCGCGCAGCGGUGGCACGUGGGCAGCGAACCCUUUGGGCGGACGUGGCAGGCGGGGGACGUGGUGGGGUGCAUGAUCGACCUCAACGAGUGCCACAUCACCUUCACCCUCAACGGCGAAGUCCUCAUCAGCGACGCCGGCUCCGAAUUGGCCUUCAAGGACUUCGAAGUGGGCGAAGGGUUCGUCCCCGCCUGCAGCCUGGGGUUGGAGCAGGAGGGGCGCCUCAACUUGGGCCAAGACGUGGGGAGCCUGAGGUUCUUCAGCAUCUGCGGCCUCCAGGAGGGCUACGAACCCUUCGCCAUCAACACCAAACGCCCCAUCACCCUCUGGUUCAGCAAAAGUCUCCCCCAGUUCGUCCCAGUGCCCCCCGACCACCCCCAGCUGGAGGUGACGCGGAUGGACGGGACGGUGGACACCCCCCCUUGCCUUCGCCUCUCGUACCACGUUUCGGGGACCCCCCCGGCAGCUCCCCCCGAGCUCCUCUUCCUGCGCCUCAGUCUCCCCGUUCAGUUUCACCCCCAAUUCCGCUGCCCCCCCGGGGUCACCCCCUUACCCCAAACCCCCCCCGAACCCCCCGAUGAUGUCCCCGACGAACCCCACUCCGACUUCGAGCGCCUGCGGCGUUCGGCCGGCGCGCGGCACCCCGAAAACGAAGGGGAGAGCGGGGAGAAGGGACCGGGGGGGGCCCCCCAAAACCCACCCCCCCGAGAGCAGCUGCGCCCCGAAAACGAGAAGGACGCGACCACCGAGAAGGGGAAAGCGAGGAGGGGGUUCCUGUUCAAAGCGCGGAAGACCCCCUUCGCGCCCCCCCCCGCUGUCCCCACCGUCCCCCGUUUGGACGAGGACGUCGUCCCCGACGAGCGCGACGACCCCGACGUCAUCAUGAACACCACCACCUACUACUUCUCGGUGCGUGUUCCGGCGGGACAGGAGGCUCCGGGCGUUUGGGUCGGAUGGGUCACUCCGGAUUUCCACCACCUCGACGCCGCCUUCGAGCUCUCGCGCGUCCGAACCGUCACCGUCACCAUGGGCGACGACCGCGGCAACGUCCACGACAGCAUCAAGCGCAGCAACUGCUACAUGGUUUGGUGCGGAGAGUUCGCCAACUCGAGCCAACAGGCGCGCGUCAGCCACACCGACCUCGUCAUCGGCUGCUUGGUGGACCUGGCCACCGGCCUCAUGACCUUCACGGCCAACGGCAAGGAGAUCAACACCAUCUUCCAGGUGGAACCCAACACUAAGCUCUUCCCGGCCGUCUUCGCCCUUCCCACCAGCCAGAACGUCAUCCAGUUUGAGUUGGGCAAACUCAAGAACAUCAUGCCCAUCUCGGCCGCCAUGUUCAGCAGCGAGCGGAAGAACCCGGAGCCGCAGUGUCCGCCCCGCUUGGUCAUCCAGAUGUUGACGCCCGUCACCUGGAGCCGAAUGCCCAACGAGUUCCUGACGGUGGACACCUCCCGGCUGGGCGACGGGCAGGGCUGGGCCGUGGAGUGCAACGAGCCCCUCGUCAUGAUGGCCCUCCACAUCCCCGAGGAGAACAGAUGCAUCGACAUCAUGGAGCUGUCGGAGCGCUUGGACCUCCUCCGCUUCCAGUGCCACACUCUGAAGCUCUACUGCGCCGUCUGCGCGUUGGGCAACAACCGCGUGGCGCACGCGCUCUGCAGCCACGUCGACCAAACCCAACUGCUCUUCGCCAUCGAGAGCCCGGAGCUGCCGGGACCCCUCCGAGCGGGGUACUACGACCUCCUGCUGGCCAUGCACCUGGACGCCGCCCAGCGCGCCCGCGCCUCCAUGAGCGCCGAGUUCAUCGUCCCCAUGACCGAGGCCACCAAGGCCAUCACCCUCUUCCCCGCGGGCGGCCGCGCCCCGGGGCCCCCCGGCGUCGGCCCCAGCGCCUGUUUGCGCCCUCAGCCGCAUUUCGCCGACCCGUGCUUCAUCCUGGCGGGCGGCGGCGGGCGCGCGCCGCUGGGGCCCGGCAUCCCGCUGCGGGAGUUGGGCGCUCGGGCCAUCCGGAUGCUGUCGGAAGCGGUGGCCGGAGGGGGACCCCACGCUCGCGACCCGGUGGGGGGAAGCGUGGAGUACGAGUUGGUGCCGGUGUUGAAGUUGGUGUCGGCGCUCUUGGCCGUGGGGGCGUUGGGGGACGAGGAGGUGCGGAGCGUCCUCCGCAUGAUCGAACCCCGCGUCUUCGGCGACGCCCGGCGCGAGCGAGGGGACGGCGAGGACGAGGAGGUCAGGAGGACCCGGAGGACAAAGGCCAUCGAGGCCGGAGAGAUGGAGGAGGAGGAGGAGGAGGAGGAGGAGCCCGAGGAAGGGCUCCUGCAGAUGAAGCUGCCCGAGUCCGUCAAGCUGGAGAUGUGCCACCUGCUGCAGUUCUUCUGCGAGCGGGAGCUGCAGCACCGCGUCGAGGCCAUCGUGGCCUUCUCGGAGCGCCACGUGGAGCGUCUGCAGCGCGAUCAGCGCCGGCGCUACCGCCGCCUCAUGAGGGCUCUCACCAUGACGGCCGCCGAGACCGCGCGCAGGACCAGGGAGUUCCGCUCCCCACCCCAGGAGCAGAUCAAUAUGCUGCUGCAGCACAAGGCCGGGACGGAGGACGAGGAGUGCCCGGUGCCCGACGACAUCCGCGAGGAGCUGCUGGCCUUCCACGGCGACCUUCUGGCCCACUGCGGGGUGAUGCUGGAGGAGGAGGAGGAGGCCGUGGAGGAGGAGACGUCGCUGCAGCAGCGGCUCUUGGGGCUCGUGCAGAAGGUGGUGGGACUGCGACCACCUCCACCGCAGGAGGAACCUCCACCGCAGGAACCCCCGGUGCCCAGCACGCUGCAGGAGCUGAUCUCGCAGACGAUGGUGCACUGGGCGCAGGAGUCCUUCAUCCAGAGCCCCGAGCUGGUGCGCGCCAUGUUCAGCCUCCUGCACCGCCAGUACGACGGACUGGGGGAACUGGUGCGGGCGCUGCCCAAGGCCUACACCAUCAGCGCCCACUCGGUGCCCGACACCACCGCCCUCCUCGAGUGCCUCGGGCAGAUCCGCUCCCUCCUCAUCGUCCAGAUGGGCCCCGAGGAGGAGAACCUCAUGAUCCAGAGCAUCGGGAACAUCAUGAACAAUAAGGUCUUCUACCAACACCCCAACCUGAUGCGGGCGCUGGGGAUGCACGAGACGGUCAUGCAGGUCAUGGUCAGCGUCCUCGGGGGAGGCGAGAACAAGGAGAUCCGCUUCCCCAAGAUGGUCACCAACUGCUGCCGCUUCCUCUGCUACUUCUGCCGCAUCAGCCGCCAGAACCAGCGCUCCAUGUUCGACCACCUGGGGUACCUGCUGGAGAACAGCAGCAUCGGCCUCGGCAUGCGCGGUUCCACCCCUCUGGACGUGGCGGCCGCUUCCGUCAUCGACAACAAUGAGUUGGCGCUGGCGCUGAAGGAGCAGGACCUGGAGAAGGUGGUGACGUACCUGGCGAGCUGUGGGCUGCAGAGUUGUCCCAUGCUGCUGGCCAAGGGUUACCCCGACAUCGGGUGGAACCCCUGCGGCGGCGAACGCUACCUCGACUUCCUGCGCUUCGCCGUCUUCGUCAACGGGGAGAGCGUGGAGGAGAACGCCAACGUGGUGGUGCGUCUGCUGAUCCGUCGCCCCGAGUGCUUCGGGCCGGCGCUGCGCGGGGAGGGCGGCAGCGGUCUCCUCGCCGCCAUCCAGGACGCCAUCGGCAUCGCCCAGGACCCCGCGCGCGACGGACCCAGCGGGCGCAGGGACAGGCGCCGAGAGCCGUUUGGGGGUGAGGAACCCCCCGAGGAGAACCGCGUCCACUUGGGCAACGCCAUCAUGUCCUUCUACGCCGCCCUCAUCGACCUCCUGGGGCGCUGCGCCCCCGAGAUGCACUUGAUCCAAGCGGGGAAGGGGGAGGCGCUGCGGAUCCGCGCGAUCCUGCGCUCGUUGGUGCCGUUGGAGGACCUCGUGGGGAUCAUCAGCCUUCCCCUGCAGCUGCCCGCCUUCGGGAAAGACGGAGCGGUGCUGGAGCCGCGCAUGGCCGCCAGUUUUGUGCCGGAGCACAAAGCGCCGAUGGUGCUCUUCCUCGACCGCGUCUACGGCGUUGAGACCCAGGACUUCCUGCUCCACGUCCUCGAGGUCGGGUUCCUCCCGGACAUGCGCGCCGCCGCCUCCCUCGACACCGUGGCCUUCAGCACGACGGAGAUGGCGCUGGCGCUGAACCGCUACCUGUGCCAGGCGGUGCUGCCGCUCAUCACCAAGUGUGCGCCGCUCUUCGCCGGCACCGAGCACCGCGCCAUCAUGGUGGACUCCAUGCUCCACACCAUCUACCGACUGUCGCGCGGCCGCUCGCUCACCAAAGCCCAACGCGACGUCAUCGAGGAGUGUCUGAUGGCCCUGUGCCGGUACAUUCGCCCCUCAAUGCUGCAGCACCUCCUGCGCCGUUUGGUCUUCGAUGUCCCCAUCCUCAACGAGUUCGCCAAAAUGCCCCUCAAGCUCCUGACGAACCACUACGAGCGGUGCUGGAAGUACUACUGCCUCCCGAGCGGGUGGGCCAACCAGGGCGUCAGCUCCGAGGAGGAGCUCCACCUCACCAGGAAGCUCUUCUGGGGCAUCUUCGAGUCCUUGGCCCACAAGCGCUUCGACGCCGAGCUCUACAAGUUGGCCACCCCGUGCCUCUGCGCCAUCGCCGGCGCCAUCCCCCCCGACUACGUGGACGCCAGCUACUCCUCCAAGACCGAGAAGAAGGCUUCCGUCGACGCCGAGGGCAACUUCGACCCCAAACCCGUGGAGACCCUCAACGUCAUCAUCCCCGAGAAGUUGGACGCCUUCAUCAACAAAUACGCCGAGUACACGCACGAGAAGUGGGCCUUCGACAAGAUCCAGAACAAUUGGUCCUAUGGGGAGACGGUGGAUGAAGAAGCCAAAACCCACCCCAUGCUGCGACCCUACAAGACCUUCUCUGAGAAGGACAAGGAGAUCUACCGGUGGCCCAUCAAGGAGUCCCUGAAGGCCAUGUUGGCCUGGGAGUGGAUGGUGGAGAAGGCCCGUGAGGGUGAGGAGGAGAAGACGGAGAAGAAGAAGACCCGCAAGAUCUCCCAGUCUGCCCAGGCCACCUACGACCCCAGCCAUGGCUACAGCCCUCAGCCCGUGGACCUCUCGGGGGUGACGCUGUCCCGGGAGCUGCAGGCCAUGGCCGAGCAGUUGGCCGAGAACUACCACAACACGUGGGGCCGCAAGAAGAAGCUGGAGCUGGAGGCCAAGGGGGGGGGGUCGCACCCUCUGCUCGUGCCCUACGACACGCUGACGGCCAAGGAGAAGGCGCGGGACCGCGAGAAGGCCCAGGAGCUCCUCAAGUUCCUCCAACUCAACGGCUACGCCGUCACCCGGGGGCUGAAGGACAUGGAAUUGGACACCUCAUCCAUCGAGAAGCGUUUCGCCUAUGGGUUCCUGCAGCAGCUCCUCAAGUGGAUGGACAUCUCGCAGGAGUUCAUCGCCCACCUGGAGGCCGUGGUGAGCAGCGGACGGGUGGAGAAAUCUCCCCAUGAGCAGGAGAUCAAGUUCUUCGCCAAGAUCCUGCUGCCCCUCAUCAACCAGUACUUCCACAACCACUGCCUCUACUUCCUCUCCACUCCGGCCAAAGUGCUCGGCAGCGGCGGACACGCCUCCAACAAGGAGAAGGAGAUGAUCACCAGCCUCUUCUGCAAAUUGGCCGCUCUCGUCCGCCACCGCGUCUCUCUCUUCGGGACGGACGCUCCGGCCGUGGUGAACUGUCUGCACAUCCUCGCCCGCUCGCUCGACGCCAGGACGGUGAUGAAGUCGGGCCCGGAGAUCGUGAAGGCCGGGCUGCGCUCGUUCUUCGAGAGCGCCUCCGAGGACAUCGAGAAGAUGGUGGAGAACCUCAAGCUGGGGAAGGUGACGCAGAGCCGGACGCAGGUCAAGGGGGUGGCCCAGAACAUCAACUACACCACAGUGGCUCUGCUGCCCGUCCUCACCUCCCUCUUCGAGCACGUGGCCCAACACCAGUUCGGGGACGACGUCAUCCUGGAUGACGUGCAGGUCUCCUGUUACCGGAUCCUCUGCAGCAUCUUCUCCCUGGGCACCACCCGCAACGCCUACGUGGAGAGGCAGCGUCCGGCGCUGGGCGAGUGUCUGGCGCGGUUGGCGGCGGCGAUGCCGGUGGCGUUCCUGGAGCCGCAGCUGGACGGGUGCAACCCCUGCUCCGUCUACAGCACCAAGAGCGCCCGCGAGCGCGCCGUGCUGGGACUGCCCAACCGCGUGGAGGAGAUGUGUCCGGACGUUCCUCCUCUGGAGCAGCUGAUGGGGACCAUCGGCGCCCUGGCCGAGUCGGGCGCUCGUUACACGGAGAUGCCCCACGUCAUCGAGGUGACGCUGCCCAUGCUCUGCAAUUACCUCCCGCGCUGGUGGGAACGAGGACCCGACGCGGUGGCCCACGGCCCGUGGCCCACGGCCGUCACCAGCCACCACCUCAACGCCCUCCUGGGCAACAUCCUGCGCAUCGUGGUCAACAACCUGGGCAUCGACGAGGCCUCCUGGAUGAAGCGUCUGGCCGUGUUCGCUCAGCCCAUCGUGAGCAAAGCGAAGCCGGAGCUGCUGCGCUCCCACUUCAUCCCCACCAUGGAGAAGCUGAAGAAGCGCGCGGGCAAAGUGGUGGCCGAGGAGGAGCAGCUGCGGAUGGAGGCCAAGGCCGAGGGCGAGGACGCCGAGCUCCUCAUCCGCGAUGAGUUCUCCGUCCUCUGCCGCGACCUCUACGCCCUCUACCCCCUCCUCAUCCGCUACGUGGACAACAGCCGGGCCAAGUGGCUGACGGAGCCCAACGCGGAUGCUGAGGAGCUCUUCCGCAUGGUGGGCGAGGUCUUCAUCUACUGGUCCAAGUCCCACAACUUCAAGCGUGAGGAGCAGAACUUCGUGGUGCAGAACGAGAUCAACAACAUGUCCUUCCUGACGGCCGACAGCAAGAGCAAGAUGGCCAAGGGCGGUGGCUCAGAGCAGGAGAGGACGAAGAAGAAGCGUCGCGGGGACCGAUACUCCGUCCACACCUCCCUGAUCGUGGCCACCCUCAAGAAGAUGCUGCCCAUCGGCCUCAACAUGUGCUCUCCCACCGACCAGGAGCUCAUCGCCUUGGCCAAGGGCCGCUACGCCCUGAAGGACACAGAUGAGGAGGUGCGGGAGUUCCUCAACAACAACCUGCACCUGCAGGGCAAGUGUGAGGCCACCUCGUCGCUGCGGUGGCAGAUGGCGCUGUACCGCGAGUUGGCCGGAAGGGCCGAGGACUCCGACAGCCCCGAGAAGAUCGUCCGUAGGGUCCAGGAGGUCUCGGCUGUGCUCUACCACCUCGAGCAGACCGAGCACCCCUACAAGUCCAAGAAGGCGGUGUGGCAUAAGCUCCUGUCCAAGCAGCGGCGCCGCGCCGUCGUCGCCUGCUUCCGCAUGACCCCCCUCUACAACCUGCCCAGGCACCGGGCCUGUAACAUGUUCCUGGAGGCGUACAAACUGUCGUGGCUGCAGCGCGAGGAACAUCCCUUCGAGGACCGCAUGAUCGACGACCUCUCGAAAGCGGGUGAGGAAGAGGAGGAGGAGGACGAGGAGCGGGAGAAGAAGCCCGACCCGCUGCACCAGCUCAUCCUGCACUUCAGCCGCACCGCGCUCACCGAGAGGAGCAAACUGGAGCAGGAUCAUCUCUACAUGGCGUACGCCGGCAUUAUGGCCAAGAGCUGCCACACCGAAGAAGGCGAAGAAGAAGAGAAGAAGGAAGAGGAGGAGGAGGAGGAAGAAGCCGAAGACUCCUUCGAGGAGAAGGAGAUGGAGAAGCAGAAGCUGCUCUACCAGCAGUCGCGGCUGCACACGCGCGGCGCCGCCGAGAUGGUCCUGCAGAUGCUGAGCGCCUGCAAAGGCGAGCGCGGGGCCAUGGUCUCCUCCACCCUCAAGCUCGGAAUCUCCAUCCUCAACGGCGGCAACGCCGACGUCCAGCAGAAAAUGUUGGAUUAUCUGAAGGAGAAGCGUGAGGUCGGAUUCUUCCAGAGCGUUCAGGCCCUCAUGCAGACCUGCAGCGUUCUGGACCUCAACGCCUUCGAGCGGCAGAACAAGGCCGAGGGUCUGGGGAUGGUGACCGAGGAGGGGACGAUCAUCAGCCGCGAGAACGGGGAGAAGGUUAUGGCCGAUGAUGAAUUCACGCAGGAUCUGUUCCGCCUCCUCCAACUGCUCUGCGAAGGGCACAACAACGAUUUCCAGAAUUAUCUUCGGACACAGACGGGGAACACCACCACCAUCAACAUCAUCAUCUGCACCGUCGACUAUCUCCUGCGCCUCCAGGAGUCCAUCAGCGACUUCUACUGGUACUACUCCGGGAAGGACGUCAUCGACGAACAAGGCAAACGCAACUUCUCCAAGGCCAUGGCCGUGGCCAAGCAGGUCUUCAACAGCCUCACCGAGUACAUCCAGGGUCCCUGCACGGGGAACCAGCAGAGCUUGGCCCACAGUCGCCUCUGGGACGCCGUCGUUGGCUUCCUCCACGUCUUCGCCCACAUGAUGAAGAAGUUGGCCCAGGACUCCAGCCAGAUCGGGUUGCUGAAGGAGCUGCUGGACCUCCAGAAGGACAUGGUGGUGAUGCUGCUGUCCCUGCUGGAAGGGAACGUGGUCAACGGCACCAUCGCCCGGCAGAUGGUGGACAUGCUGGUGGAGUCCUCCAGCAACGUCACCAUGAUCCUCAAGUUCUUCGACAUGUUCCUCAAGCUUCGGGACAUCGUUUCUUCCGACGCUUUCCGGAACUACGUCUCGGAUCCUCGCGGUCUCAUCUCCAAGAAGGACUUCCAGAAGGCCAUGGACAGCCAGAAGCAGUACGAACCCUCCGAGAUACAGUUCCUGCUCUCCUGCUCGGAGGCGGACGAGAACGAGAUGAUCGACGUGGAAGCCUUCGCCGGGCGCUUCGAGGAACCCGCGCGGGACAUCGGCUUCAACGUGGCCGUCCUCCUCACCAACCUCUCGGAGCACGUCCCUCACGACCAGCGGCUGAGGACCUUCCUGGAGCAGGCCGCCAGCAUCCUGGAGUACUUCCGCCCGUUCCUGGGCCGCAUCGAGAUCAUGGGGGCCGCCAGGAGGAUCGAGCGCCUCUACUUCGAGAUCAACGCCGCCAACAAAGCGCAGUGGGAAAUGCCGCAGGUGAAGGAGUCCAAGCGCCAAUUCAUCUUCGACGUCGUCAACGAGGGCGGAGAGGCCGAGAAGAUGGAGCUCUUCGUCAACUUCUGCGAGGACACCAUCUUCGAGAUGCAAAUCGCCUCCCGCCUCUCCGAGGAGGAGACGCAGCCCCCGGAGGAGGACGGCGAAGACCAAGACGACGACGAAGAGGCGGCGGAGGCGGCGGCGCCGGGCGCCGAUGCCGCCCUCGGGGACCUCUUGGCCGCUUGGGUCGGGCUGAGGUGGUUGCUCGGAUCCCCGCAGUCCUGGAAGCGGCGGCUGAGGCGGUGGCGGCGGCGCCCGGGGCGGGAGUUGGCAGUGGCGGCGGCCGCGGGGAGCGGGCGGGCGCUCCUGGCGCUGCUGUGGGGCGCCUGGGGGGCGGCGGCGGCCGUGGGGCGCGUGGCGUGGGCCUCGCUCUUCGGCGGCACUUUGGUGGAAGGCGCCCAACGCCUGGCGUUGGCCGAGCUCUUGGCCGAUAUGCCCGACCCCACGCAGGACGCCGUGGGGGGCGCCGAGGCCUCGGGGGGCGGCGGCGGCGAGGAGGAGGAGGAGGGGCUGAGCCCCACGGCCACGGCGGCGCUGCCCCACGGCGAGAAGGGGAAGGACGAGGAGGAAGAGGAAGAGGAAGAGGAAGUUGGGGGGAAGGAAGACGGCGACGCCGUGGGGCGCAAAGAGCUGCUGAGGCCGCCAGGAUUGGAGGCGCUUGGGGGGCUCGGGGACAUCGGGGAGCCCCACAGCGAACCCCACACGCCCGAGGGCAGCCCCACGGCGCACAGGAAGGGAGCGGAGGAUGUAGAGAAGGAGGAGGAGGAGGAAGAGAAAGAGGAGAAGAAGGAGGAAGAGGAGGAGGUGGAGAAGGCGGAUGCUGAGAAUGGGGAGAAGGAGGGGGGUCCCAGGCCCUCUGCCCCACAGCGACCCACGGCGCCGCGCAGGGACCCCACGGCCGAGGCUGGCCUGGAGGUGUGGGGCGAGCUCGAGGUGCAGAGGGUGAAGUUCCUGAAUUUCCUGUCCCGCAACUUCUACAACCUGCGGUUCCUGGCGCUCUUCUUGGCCUUCGCCAUCAACUUCAUCCUCCUCUUCUACAAGGUGUCGGAUCGCCCCCCCGGGGAGGAGCCGGUGGCCGAGGGUUCGGGGCUGGUGGCCGAGGGUUCGGGGCAGGAGGAGCCGGAGGAGCCGGAGGUCUUCUACUGCCUGGAGGAGAGCUCGGGGUACAUGGAGCCGGCGCUGCGCGGCCUCGCGCUCGCGCACACCCUCGUGGCCUUCCUCUGCAUCAUCGGCUACAACUGCCUCAAGAUCCCGCUGGUGAUCUUCAAGCGGGAGAAGGAGGUCGCGCGGCGCCUCGAGUUCUCGGGGCUUUACAUCACCGAACAACCGCCCGACGACGACGUCAAGGGGCAGUGGGACCGCCUGGUGCUCAACGCCCAGUCCUUUCCCAGUAACUACUGGGACAAGUUCGUCAAGAGGAAGGUGUUGGAGAAAUACGGGGACAUCUACGGGCGGGAGCGCAUCGCGGAGCUCCUGGGCAUGGACCUCGCCAGCCUGGAGAUCGGGGCGCAGGGGGAGAAGAAAGGACCCCCCGACACCUCCGUCCUCUCCUGGAUCACAUCCAUCGACAUUCGGUACCAGAUCUGGAAGUUUGGGGUCAUCUUCACAGAUAACUCCUUCCUCUACCUGACGUGGUAUAUGGCGAUGUCCCUCCUGGGCCACUACAACAACUUCUUCUUCGCGUCCCACCUCUUGGACAUCGCUAUGGGCGUCAAAACGCUGAGGACCAUCCUCUCCUCCGUCACCCACAACGGCAAACAGCUGGCCAUGACGGUGGGGCUCCUGGCCGUGGUGGUCUACCUCUACACCGUGGUGGCCUUCAACUUCUUCCGGAAGUUCUACAACAAGAGCGAAGACGAGGACGAGCCCGACAUGAAGUGCGACGACAUGAUGACCUGUUACCUCUUCCACAUGUACGUGGGGGUCCGAGCCGGGGGGGGCAUCGGCGAUGAGAUCGAGGACCCGGCGGGCGACGAUUAUGAGCUUUACCGCGUGGUCUUCGACAUCACCUUCUUCUUCUUCGUCAUCGUUAUCCUCUUGGCCAUCAUCCAAGGUCUCAUCAUCGACGCCUUCGGGGAGUUGAGGGACCAACAGGAACAGGUCAAGGAGGACAUGGAGACGAAGUGUUUUAUCUGCGGGAUCGGAUCGGAUUAUUUCGAUACGACGCCGCACGGGUUCGAGACGCACACGCUGGAGGAGCACAACCUCGCCAACUACAUGUUUUUCCUGAUGUAUUUGAUCAACAAAGACGAAACGGAGCACACGGGGCAGGAAUCCUAUGUCUGGAAGAUGUACCAGGAGCGCUGCUGGGAUUUCUUCCCGGCCGGAGAUUGCUUCCGCAAACAAUACGAGGAUCAGUUGGGGUGACCCCCCCCCCAAAUGCCCCCUCCUAAACACCCCCCAA